Molecule: messenger RNA, 1242 nt
Organism: Heterostelium album PN500
Lineage: Eukaryota; Evosea; Eumycetozoa; Acytosteliales; Acytosteliaceae
Exons: 4
Coding region: 1-1242 (413 amino acids)
Biological process (GO): multicellular organism development; negative regulation of Wnt signaling pathway
Cellular component (GO): extracellular region
Source: RefSeq, a predicted model, not a curated record
AUGAAUAUUAAAUUUGUUUUAGUCGUUUUGGUAUCAUGCAUUGCCUUGUCCAAUGCCGAUUGUUACUUGAAUCAAUGUGCUGCAGGUUUGAACUCUGCAUGUAACAACGAUAUGUACAAUUCAAUCAGAGCUGCUUCCGCCUCAUUGGUCGGAGAUGUCGUCCCAGAUGGAGCUCUUGUAACCUGUCCAUCAGAAUUUUACUGUGGUAUAAACCCAUCUUAUAUUGCAGGAUCUUCGAACCCAUUGCUUGUUUCACCAAAGGUUUGUCUUCCACUCGGUAAGGGAGGUGAUGUUUGUGUUCAAGGAUUAGUUUCCUGUGUUUUCGGUCUCAGUUGUUACCGUCCCUCUACUCCAGCCCCAGACUUAGUUCAAGGUGUUCAAGCAACAGCACCAGCAACUUGCCAAGCUCUUGGAUACGCUGCUUAUGGUGAGAAAUGUCAAUCUACCAACCAAUGUUCUGGUGAUUUGCAAUGUGACUGGGAACAAAACAUCUGUUUGCCAGAUCUCCCAAAUAAUUUCGAAGGAGACUGCCAAUCCAACUCUGACUGUGCCUACGGUAACUACUGUAACGGUACUUCAUGGUGUGUUCCAAAGGUUGCCAUCGGUGGUAACUGUACUGAUAACGCCGUCUGUGUUGACAACGCUCUCUGCACUCCGAUCGAGGGUCAAGAUCCACAAUGUCUCGAAAUUUUCUCGAGAACCGCCAAUCAAACCUGUUCCAAUUCCGAUACCUCUUUUGAUUUCUACGGUGUCAGACAAGGAUGCACUGGUAGCACCUACUGUUCCAACAACAACUGUACCACUUUGCCAACACCAACUCCAGCCUCCACCAACUGUACAUCCAACGCUGACUGUGUUCCAGGUUUCGAGACAUGCUAUUGUGACGGUCUCUCCAACAAGGGAACCUGUGCCUCACUUAUCCCAUCAUCCUUUGACAACUGUGCCACCAACUCCAAGGCAUUCUACCAAUGUGCCGUCACCAACAAGUGCUCUAUCGAUGUCGACUACACCGCUCCAUUCUCAUGCAUCUAUACUCACUGCAAGUCUGAAGCCUGUGCCAUGUACUCAUCAUGCAACAAUCAAUACCCAUCUGCCAACUGUUUCACCAAAGGUGAGUCAUUGGCUACCUUGGGAUUCUGUGGUGGUGGUGAUCUCAACGCCAACUCUGCCAAUAUUUUCAACCCAUCGAUCCUUUUGGUUCUUUUGGCUUUUGCUUUCGUUUUGUUUUUUCGAAAUAUUUAG